GAGGUAAACUAAAAUCGUACUCACUUCGGUGGUACAUAUAAUAAAAUUGGAACGAUACAGAGAAGAUUAGCAUGGCCCCUGCGCAAGGAUGACACGCAAAAUCGUGAAGCGUUCCAUAUUUUUUCUUAUCUAAUGAUUAUAUUUUUGUUUUAGUAGAUAAACUACUUAGUGCAUAUGGUGUUGUUUUUGAAAAAUCAAGUGACACUUCGUCAUAUGAAUUACGUAAUAAUGAAAAAAAAGAUAAUCUCAGCUUUCUCAACAUAAUAUUUAACCUGUGUUCCGACCAAUAUCCGAAUCGUCAAAAUAUUACCACAUCUACGGAAACAGCGAUCCUGGGACUCUCUAUCUGUGGAAAAAAGUCGACCUAUUUCUAUGUUAGUUUCAGAAAUCCAACUAGUAGAAAAACGGUGAAUUGGUUUGGGAAACCGAUUACUGGUGACAUCUACCAGGUUAACGCUCUUUCCCAGCAUUAAGAGUAGAACCUAAUGAACCUUUUCACGUAUAUUCUCCUGGAAAAAUAAGUUUUUCUCGGUAUUUUGAGGAUAUUGUUACUAAAAGAACGUAUUUCUUUUAAAGUAACAACAUAUUCUGAAAGCUCCAUGAAAUUUUACAUCAUCCUGUAUAUUUUCAUUUUUGUUUCGACCGCUGUGUAAAAAAAUUAUUCCAAUGAAGUGAACACAUCCUCAGUACCUCAUUUUCACACACUUAAUACAAUCAUUGUUAUCUUGUAUAGUUUUUCAAGAUUUUGUCAGUAUGACAAAUAGGUUUUGAAAAAAGUAAUCACAUAUUCUGAUAGAGCUUGAAAUUCUCUAUCAAUUUGAGAAUUAAUAUCAUUAAGUUCACGUAAUCUCAUUGCUUGUACAGGUGCUGCAUGUUUUGACUUUAGAACAGAUACAUUUUCUUUUUCAUUGAGUACAUUUGGUUCAUCGAUAUCCGCAAUGUUCAGUUCAUUUAAUGUUGAAGAGAAGGUUCCUAUGUCUGUGCGUGAACAAAAACUUGUAUUAGAAGGUGAAGAUCAUCAACGUCCGAAAUGUGGAUCGGAAAUGAGAGACGGUAAACGUCAAAAGACUUUAAAGGAUGGUACAGUGUCAACAUAUGAAAUAAUGCGAUGUACAAAUAAGCAAUGUGCAAAUCAGUUAAGUAAAAGAAAAAAUACCUUUUUUGCUUUUACCGAUUCCUUGGGCAGAGCCAACUCAAAACUUAGUGAUGCGUCUAUUUUAGAAAUUAUAUGGUUAUGGUGUUUUAAUAUAACAUUGAAGACAAUAUCAUGGACCAUCGGAUGUUCAGAAGCAACUACCGUUGACUGGUGCAACUUUUUAAGAGACAUUUGCACAGAAAAAAUGAACGUGGGUGAACAAAUGGGUGGUAUUGGUGAAGUGGUGCAGAUUGAUGAAUCACUGUUUCGGGGUAAACGUAAGUAUAAUCGUGGAAAGUUACUACUCGGUAAUGUUAAUAAGUAG
Messenger RNA from Didymodactylos carnosus, 1460 nucleotides. The record is from the annotation of a GenBank genome assembly. NCBI's taxonomy places the organism in Eukaryota, Metazoa, Rotifera, Eurotatoria, Philodinida, Philodinidae.